Molecule: messenger RNA, 3126 nt
Organism: Acanthamoeba castellanii str. Neff
Lineage: Eukaryota; Discosea; Longamoebia; Acanthamoebidae
Product: RhoGEF domain containing protein
Exons: 13
Coding region: 1-3126 (1041 amino acids)
Biological process (GO): intracellular signal transduction
Molecular function (GO): guanyl-nucleotide exchange factor activity; protein binding
Source: RefSeq, a predicted model, not a curated record
AUGGGGAUGGGGAGCGUUAUCGCGAGGCCCGUGACUGGGAGCGGUAUCGUGAGGCCCUUGGCCGCCCCCGAUGAGCCAAGCCACAACAACACAGAGGAUGAGAAAGAACGGGAGAAGCAUGCGAGGGAGCGAUUGCGAAAGGAAGAGGAGGAGGAAAAGGCGCGAAUGGAUGAAGAGGUGAAGAAGGAAUUGGAGAGGAUGGAGCGAGAACUGGAGGGACACAGGCAGCAGCAAGAUCAGGAACGAUUGCGCAAGCAAGCAGAGAAGCUAGAGCGGGAUACGAAAAGGGAGGUCGAGGCAAGAGAACGCGAACGGAAGGAACGCGAGGAGGAAGAAUGCAAGGCGAAGGAGCAACAGCAGCAAGAGGAGCAACGACGGAAGGAGGAGGAGGAAGCAAAGCAGAGACAAGCGCUGAAGAGCGAAAAGGAGCUCGAGCUGGAGAGCAGACGACUCGAAGAUGAACGUCUACACAAGGAACGCUUGCAAAGAGAGGAGAAGGCGCGAUUGUGGAGGCUGCGAGAAGAGAACAAAGCGGCCGUAAAGAUUCAAGCCAGAUGGAAGGCAUCGCACGAAAAGCGAAAAUUCCAAGUGAUGCGGAAGAUGAACUUGUAUCGGACACAAGUGGCCCAAGAGAUCCUCUCUACAGAAGAAAACUACGUCAAGACGCUGCGCGAAGUCGUAGAGCACUUCGUGAGGCCGCUCAAGGAAGCCGUGGCUCGCGGCAAGCCCAUAAUCUCGAACGAUGAGAUUAAAACGAUAUUCUCGCACAUCCAAAUAAUCUUGGGCUACAACGACGCCCUGCUCGAGGAUCUGAGGAAGAAGACGAGUUCCUGGCAUCCGUACCAAAUGAUCGGCGACGUGUUCCUCAAAAUGGCCGCCUUCAUGAGGGUGUACACCGACUACGUGCGCAACUUCAACGACGCGCUCGCUAUGAUCCAGGAGUGUAAGAAAUCACCAGAGUUCCUGGCCUUCUGUAACGACACCUACCCGAAGAUGAGCGUCGUUCAGGCAGACCUUUCCUCGUACCUCAUCACACCUGUACAGCGCAUCCCUCGAUACCAGCUCCUUGUCCGAGAUCUGCUCAAGCACACCUGGAAGGAGCACAGCGACUACGACAACCUAGAACAAGCGCUGCAGCAGAUCACGACGACUGCCAUUUACGUAAAUGACAAGCAAAAGGAGGCCGAGAACAUCCAGAAGAUGCUGAACAUCCAAGGCAGCUUGUACGGCAAGAAGCUUGUGAAUUUGGUGGACCCUCAACGCCGCUUCAUCAGGGAGGGCUCCCUGGUCGAAAUCAACCCCAAGGGCAAGGGCAAACCGCGGUGGUUCUUCCUCUUCACCGACCUUCUGGUCAAGUGCAACAUGUCCAACACCAUGAAGAAGAAGACCUUCAAGAAGGGGUCCGGCGCCCCCACCUUCGAGUAUGUAGAACAGAUCCCUUUGGAAGGUUGCGAGCUGGUCAACACCGCCGACGAGGGCGACAAGAAGCACAGUUUUCAGGUCGUGAGCUCACCACCAGGCCUCUGGCUCUGUGCCUCCGCCGAGGAGGAGAAAACCGAGUGGAUUAAGGACCUGAAAGAAUGCAUCAAGUUGCUCAAAGAAAAGAGCGACCUUUAUGAUGAGCACGCCACCAAGAUCGCGUCCCAGCGAGCAGCGGCGGCGAAGGCUCUAAUUUCGGAGCAGUACACCGGCUACCGAGUCAGGGGUUCCUAUACUUCAGCGAGCGGCGCCAAAAGAGCCGAAGCAAGGAAAGGAUCGCUGGGCGGGAACAAUCCGAUGGAGCUGCCAGACGAAGACACAGACUUGGGCAAGUCUUCUUUCCGAUCCCUCUCUGCGCAGGAGCGCUUCCAGCUUGCCAAGCAAGCCGAGCAGCGGCUGGGCUUGCUUCUUGAAGAGGAGAAGCUGCAGGAGCAGAACAGGUUGGAGGCCGGCUAUGAGAGGGUCAGACAGUUCAAAGACAGCAUGGGCAAGAGAUACUCGAACGCCUCCGAGGAUAUGAGCUCGAUGGACGGCAGCGACUGCGAUGAAACUCUCGACAGUAGCGAUAGUAGCUUCAUCUCAGAUCUGAACGAAGGCAUCAACACGGAAGCGACCUCCGGUCGGACUAGCCGUGUCGGCUCCUUCGAGGAGAGCGAAGGAUCCCUGAACGACAGCGGGUCCACUUUCAUCCAGCCCGGCAAAAGGCGAUUUGCCAGCAUGAAGAGGGAACAUUUCCGAGGCGCGGGCGGGUCGUCAUCGCCGAAGUCUAACUCGCUCCCAGCUUCGCCCAAAGAAGAUCGAGAAGAGGCUCCACUGGCCGGGAGCGCGACGAAGCUCAACACCGACGCGCCAGCCGCCGGAGCACCAAAGACGAGGAAGUUCGCCAGCCUCAAGAGGGAGGAUUACCGCAGUGCACGCGCGUCUCGAUACACUUCCUCGGGACCUUCGUCGAUCGGAUCGUCGGGUACCGACCUCUCAGCGAUGACCGACGAUGCAACGCUGGACAAGGAAGAGAGCGACGUGGUCAUUCACGAAGACGCCGCGCCGACACCGCUCGCCGCCGUUCUGGAGAAGGAACGACGGAAAACGAAAACUAACUACGCAACGGGAAGGCAGAGGUACCCCUCAGUCCACUCCAAGGACCUGCCGGCCGGCGGAGAUUUUGGCGACGUGGCGGACAUGCUCACGGAGCUGAAGAAGGGCAAGGCCGACAGCUCUCUCGGCAACAGCAGCACGAUGGCCGGUGCCGCGGCCUCCGUCGCUGCGGGAGGCGACGAGAGCAAGAAGAAGAUCAAGAAGAAGAAGAAGUUCAGCUCACUCAGGCCCCUCGAGAAGAAGUCCUCUGCCGCGCUCGUCGAUGGAAGCAAGGAGGAGUUCGAGGAACCGGUCAAGAAGUACAGCAGCAUGAAGAGGGACGACUUCAAGGCCCACUCUGCCGCCUUCGGUGCGAUCGAGCUCAAGGACAUGGUCGCGGUGGCGAGGCCUGCCACGGAUCGGGACCCGAUUCCCUCUUCCACUCCCAACGGGGGCGGUGCGCCGAAGCGACGAUUUGCCAGCAUGAAGCGGGAGAAUUACAAGAACUUCAAGCAGCUCAGCGCAGACUCGGAGCGGGAAUUCGACGACGCGGCCGACGACGCCAAGCAGUAA